Salvelinus namaycush (lake trout) is the source of this 2137-nucleotide messenger RNA. RefSeq names its product glucagon receptor-like. The transcript is spliced from 10 exons. The annotation marks the transcript as partial. Gene Ontology annotation, cellular component: plasma membrane. NCBI's taxonomy places the organism in Eukaryota, Metazoa, Chordata, Actinopteri, Salmoniformes, Salmonidae. Gene Ontology annotation, molecular function: peptide hormone binding; gastric inhibitory peptide receptor activity; glucagon receptor activity. The record is from RefSeq and is a predicted model, not a curated record. Gene Ontology annotation, biological process: cell surface receptor signaling pathway; adenylate cyclase-activating G protein-coupled receptor signaling pathway.
AUGUGUGCAUGUGUGCGUGUGUGCGUGUGUGCGUGUGGGUGUGUGUGUGUGUGUGUGUGUUCCAGUCCAGCAGGGUGUGGUGUAUAGAGUGUGCAGUGGGGACGGACGCUGGGCCCCAAAGAACACCAGUGAGUGUGAGCAGGACGACCCAGGACAGCAGCACUAUGGUAGCAUCCUCAGUAAGUUCCGGGCCAUGUACACAGUGGGCUACUCCCUCUCCCUCGGAGCCCUGGUAUUGGCUUUGGGCAUCCUGGUCUCAUUCAGGAAGCUCCACUGUAUGAGGAACAACAUCCAUAUGAAUCUGUUUUCCUCCUUCAUCCUGCGUGCUGUCUCCAUCCUGAUUAAAGAUGUCCUGCUAGACUCCCUGUCCGUCCCCCUGGCCACCGGGGCUGACACCCACCAUCAGACGGUUGCCGGGUGCCGUAUCGCCAUGGUGAUGAUGCAGUACAGCGUCAUCGCCAACAACUAUUGGCUGCUGGUGGAAGGCAUCUACCUGCACAGCCUCCUGGUCAUCACCGUGUUCACUGAGAGAAACUACUUCUGCAUCUACCUGUUUAUCGGCUGGGGUGCUCCUCUGAUAUUCGUGUUGCCGUGGGUGAUAGUCAAAUACCUGUACGAGAAUGAAGAGUGCUGGGAGAGGAACAUCAACAUGGGUUACUGGUGGAUUAUACGUUCUCCCAUCCUGUUAGCUUACCUGAUGAAUUUCUUUAUCUUCAUCCGGAUUAUAAAGAUCCUGAUGUCGAAGCUCAAGGCCCAUCAGAUGAGAUACACAGAUUACAAGUUCAGGCUGGCUAAAUCCACUCUGACCCUCAUCCCUCUGCUGGGUAUUCACGCCAUCCUCUUCACCUUAGUCAUCGAUGAGUCCGUCCCCAAAGGUUCCAAGAUGCGUCUCAUCCGCCUCUUCUAUGACCUCCUCUUCAACUCCUUCCAGGGCCUACUGGUGGCCAUCUUGUAUUGUUUCGUCAACAAAGAGGUCCAGUCUGAGAUGUUGAAAAAGUGGAAGAGAUGGAAGCUGGGUAAAGACAUCGAGGAAGAGUACCGUCAUACAUACAGCCACACGCCUCACGUCAAGAGCGGCAGCAUCGUCACCGGCAACCUGGCCGGUGUCCAAGACAACGGCAGCGACCCUAAAGACUCACAGUUAACCCCCAACCCCGACUACGACCCAGAUCCUAUCCCUGCCUCAACCUCCAUCACCCCCAAUGAGAGCAGUAGAUUGGUGGGGUCCUGCCACAACAGGACGGAUAAAGCAAAGACUCCAUCCUGCCUGCAGUGUCCCUCCACACCACACGGUGGCACUAACAACUGCAGCACUCUGAUGGAGGACGUUUGUCUGGUGGAGAGGGCGCAGAGUUAUACACGCCCAGAGGAGGGCGCCGAAAGCAACUUCUGACCAACGGGGGAAGACCAUCCCCGGCCUAUGGAUUGAUUGGUUGAUUGAUAGAUAGAUUGCUAAAGUGUUCUGGUGUAGAAAGAGACAACACACCUACUGGAGGGGACCGUUAAUGCACUGCAGGUCCAGAUCCUAUGGAUUGAUUGAUUGAUUGGUUGAUUGAUUGGUUGGUUGAUUGAUUGGUUGGUUGAUUGAUUGAUUGGUUGACUGCAGGUACAGAAGGCUCGAUAGUCUAAAAUAUGAAAUAUUUUACUGUUUCUUUCUCUGUGACCAUAUUUUGACCACACGGGAUGGACCACGUUCCCCACUGUGUUCAGGACCUCAAGGAAAUCUCUUCGUUGACCACAAACAUCACGGUUGACGAGAACUACUGCUAAAGGAAAACUAGCAGGCCUGCUAGCUGUGUCCAUGUGUACGACCGCCAACCAAACGCUACCCUCGCUCAACAACUCCCUGGCUGUGCUCCGAUUCUCCUCCCUUUUCUAGAAGUGUGCACUAGCACCCCCGUCAAUCAUUUAAAGCAUAGGAUUGGUGUAGGUUCACAUUGGCUGGAGGUAUUUACCCACCGUUUUCAAAUUCAUGUGAGAAAGUGUGUAAGUACACACCGUGUGUCCCUGUUCUCUACUGCUACUGAGGCCCAAACGGAGCCCUAUUCCCUAUCUAGUGCACUACUUUAGACCAGAACCCUAUUCCCUAUAUAGUGCACUACUUUAGACCAGAGCCCUAUUCCCUAUAUAGUGCACU